Molecule: messenger RNA, 957 nt
Organism: Chinchilla lanigera (long-tailed chinchilla)
Lineage: Eukaryota; Metazoa; Chordata; Mammalia; Rodentia; Chinchillidae
Product: olfactory receptor 7A10-like
Exons: 1
Coding region: 28-957 (309 amino acids)
Biological process (GO): G protein-coupled receptor signaling pathway
Cellular component (GO): membrane
Molecular function (GO): olfactory receptor activity; G protein-coupled receptor activity
Source: RefSeq, a predicted model, not a curated record
CUUUUUCCUGAUAGUUGCAUCCACCACAUGGAACAAGAGAACAACACCAGAAUUUCAGAAUUUUUCCUUCUGGGAUUUUCAGAGGAUCCAGAACUUCAGUCCCUCAUAUAUGGACUUUUCCUCUCCAUGUACCUGACCACCAUGCUUGGGAACCUGCUCAUCAUCCUGGCCAUCAUCUCCGACUCCCACAUGCACACACCCAUGUACUUCUUCCUCUCCAACCUCUCCUUUGUAGACAUCUGUUUCACCUCCACCACUGUGCCCAAAAUGCUGGUGAGCAUCCAGACACAGAGCAAGGCCAUUACCUAUACGGGCUGUAUUACUCAGAUAUAUUUUUUCUUGAUCUUCGCAGAGUUGGACAAUUUCCUUCUGGCUGUGAUGGCCUAUGACCGCUUUGUUGCCAUCUGUUAUCCCCUGCACUACAUGGUCAUCAUGAACCCCUGGCUCUGUGGCUUCCUCGUCCUGGGGUCCUGGCUUGUGAGUGUCCUGCAUGCCUUAUUGCAAAGCUUAAUGGCUUUGCAACUGUCUUUCUGUGCUGAUUUAGAAAUCCCACACUUCUUCUGUGAACUCAAUCAAGUGGCCCAAAUUGCCUGUUCUGAGAGCUUUCUUAAUGACCUUGUGAUGUAUUUUGCACCUGUGCUAUUGGCUGCUGGUUCCCUCACUGGCAUCCUUUACUCUUACUCAAAGAUAGUUUCCUCCAUCCAUGGAAUGUCAUCAGUUCAGGGGAAGAAUAAAGCAUUUUCCACCUGUGUGUCUCACCUCUCAGUUGUCUCUUUAUUUUAUGGCACAGGCCUGGGGGUGUACAUUAGUUCUGCCACAGCCCAUAGCUCACACUCAAGUGCAGUAGUUUCAGUGAUGUACACUGUGGUCACCCCCAUGCUGAACCCCUUCAUCUACAGUCUGAGAAAUAAAGAUGUAAAGAGAGCUCUGACAAGACUCUUCGGAAUGAAACUGUAA